Messenger RNA from Nomia melanderi (Alkali bee), 5856 nucleotides. Its product is annotated as growth arrest-specific protein 2. The record is from RefSeq and is a predicted model, not a curated record. NCBI's taxonomy places the organism in Eukaryota, Metazoa, Arthropoda, Insecta, Hymenoptera, Halictidae. Gene Ontology annotation, molecular function: actin filament binding; cytoskeletal adaptor activity; microtubule binding. Gene Ontology annotation, biological process: actin crosslink formation. Gene Ontology annotation, cellular component: actin filament.
CGUUUUUUCCCCGCGUAAGUCGGUCUCCGUCCCGCUCGCCGGCGUACCUCUCUCCCACCCUCUCUUUCUGUCGGGCACCGGCAACGCAGAACCGGCACCGGCACCGAAGGGCUGCAGUUGCGAUCGGAUGAUCGACGAGUGCGCGUCUACUUGUGCGCGUCGCCCGGAAUGUUCGCUUGCCGUCCCGAAAUCGUUCGCGUGACCUGUCCACGGUGAACCGGAGCCGAGACGCGUUGGAGCCGAAGGCUGCGCGGCGACCGGAAACGAGAGAUGUUUACGGGGAUCCGCCAGGCUCACGUAAUCUCCAGACGCGCUGCGCCGCACAGCGUCGCCGGGACUCUUCAGUAGUCUGAAAGCCGAGGAAUCCGGUGGUGCAUCUAAAUAGGGAGGACACUGGUAGCUGAAGAGGGACUAAACGCCGGCGAAGACGAACGGGAGGGGGCCGGUGCGGGCCACCGGGACACUCUCGAGCCCUUUCUGCCUCCAGGAUGUCGUACACCAAUCGAUUCCCGCCUUCUCAGCACACUCGUUAUCGCAGCAGCUGGGGGCCGUCUUCGGUGACUGUGUUCAAUCGGGCGGACGUACCGAGGCCUUCGCCGGAAGAGGAAGAAUACGCCGACUUUUAUCACGAGCGUCUGCACUCGGCCCAGAGCAGACAGUUGCUGCCGCUCCAGGAGGACCUCGCCGAUUGGAUCAAUAAAACGUUGAACACGGAAUAUGUAACCGGCGAUAAUUUCUUCGAUGCUCUCGACAAUGGGGUGGUGGUGUGUCGAUUGGCGAGAGUCAUUCAGGAGAAGGCGAGGGUGGCGGUCGAUGCUGGGAGAGCUAAAGGGCCGAUACCAGCGAUAAGGGGACGAUGCUGGGAGAACGCAGCCAGACGAAGUUUCUUCUCCCGCGACAACAUGGAGAACUUCAUCCAAUUCUGCCGGCGUUUGGGCGUUCACGAGAACCUCCUAUUCGAGAGCGACGAUCUGGUUCUCCACGGACAGCCACGGAACGUCGUGCUGUGCCUAUUGGAGGUGGCUCGAUUGGCUUCGAUCUAUUCCGUGGAGCCACCGGGACUCGUGCAGCUUGAGAGGGAAAUUGCCGCGGAACAAGAGAGGGAUCUUCACUGUUUGUCCGAUAGCGGUAUAUCUCACAGCAGCCUCGUCUCUUGGCAAUUCCAAUCACCGUCCCCGACCGCGACGCCUAGACCACCAGCCGAGAAGAUAAAACACAGCAGCUCGGCGUCGGAGGUGGCGUCGUCGGCGACAAGAUGGCUGGACACAACGACCGGUGCCACCCACGAACCUGAAAUGCGGCGGUCGGUUAGCGAUAAUGGGCCACAGGGUAGCGAUGGCGUGCCCAGUGAUACUACGGAAGACGAUUGGUCCCGUGGAAGCGCGGAAGAUCCAGACGAGGUUCCAUCACCGUCGAGUUCACCUUUGCCCUCGCCAGCCGAGCCGCCGGAACACACGGGCCCCAUAACGGAACUCGAUCGCAAGGUAAGGAGAGCCACGGAGGCUGUCCAGAGACUCUGCCAGUGUCCCUCAGAAAAGUGCUCUAAAUUGAAGGUGCGCAAAGUUGGCGAAGGUCGAUACCACAUCGCGGGACGAAACGUCUUUAUCAGGUUGCUGAAGGGUAGACACAUGAUGGUCAGAGUGGGCGGUGGCUGGGACACCUUGGAGCAUUUCUUGGCGAGGCAUGACCCCUGUCAGGUGAGGACCCUCAACCGCGAGAGCACGUCGCCUUCACCCCACGGCAACAAGCACACCAACUUUCUUCCCAUUCGCGCCAAGUAUCGCAGCCCCCCGGCGGAAUUCGUCUCGGCCCGCUAGCCUAAAAGCACAGUGCCUGUUACAAGUCCACGCUACUUCACGUUCAUGCUGCUGUUAGUCUGUUACGUACAAGUAGAGUACGGGAUACGUCGACAGGGUGGCGUCGCGAGGCAGAGGCGCGGUUUGUCUGUGCGCGCGAGAGGUGACUGAACCGUGACGUGUUUUUAGGGGAACCAACGCUGAUAGGAUAGACGCUGGGGAUUACGGGCACGAUCGAUACUCGAACUAUUAGGUGGUAACGUACAUAAGUUCGGUUUAAAGUAUGAACAUGUUAUAAUUUUGAGAGUGCAAUGAUGACCCAUUGAAAAUACGUACGACUGCGACGAAGAAGAAGCUACUUAUGGUCGAUUCCUAAUGUUAUUUCGCUGUUGCGUGAAGCUGUCGAGACAAACAAAUGUUCAAUACAUCCGAAUGUGUUUAUGUUACGACCCGAUAUUUUUUUAAUCGCAUUGAGGGAUGGAACUUAAUGAAAAACAGCUUCCUUCAUUCCAACCACUGUACGGGUGCGUUGAAGAUAUUGAGGGAUUCGUGGGCCUCGCCGGAUUGAUAACGUCGCCAACGUUUGUCCGCUAUCAGCGAUCGGUCCCCUGGUACGCGUGUUUUCGAGUCACGCCUAUGCUAUCACACAAUUACUUGUCUUCUAUUCUCGUGGUUACGUACACGUUGGUACCAAGUGCACCUAUCUCUUAGAUUGGAUAAGUUAUACAGGGGAUGGCACUAUUUUUUCUUACAUGUCAUGUAACAACGGCUGGGGAGCACUAAUUAUCGCAGCGUACAUCCUUGCAAGCGUGUUAAUAUGUCAUCUUUUUGCGCGAAAACUCGAGCGGGUUGUACCGUUACAUUCGAGUAUUUACCUCCUACUAUUAUUCGCUCUUCUAUCGAUUAAUCUUCGACGAAUGUAUGCGUAUUUACAUUUAAUCGUUUCCAUUGUGUCCUAUCGGGGCGUGCGUCGCGUUUCUAUAGGAUGCGUACGACGGACGGGGUGGGGCAGCUAAGUGGCACCACUUGGGUAACACUGAAAAUUGCUUCUGGCGAAUAUCGUUUAAGACCGUCGGUGUAGCAGCGCGAUUAAAAUUUCUUUUUAUACUCUGUAUGUUUGCGAGUAUAUCCGGCCGCCUUUAGUAUUUUAAACGAAAGAUUAAAAGAUUGAAGGUGACGGUCGAGGACCUUGAAAAGUGUGAGCGUGUCAUCGGAUUUUUCACGCUGCACGGUGUACUUUGAAUCGAUUGUUCGUUAAAUUAUCGAGGAUUCUGUAAACUCUUGUUCUCCACCCACAUGUGUAAAUGCAACGUGCAUAUUUAUUUGUAUUUCUACCGUUAAUUACUCGCGUAAUAAAAGUACAAGACUAUUUUCUGUACGAUAUUCACUCGCUUCGUCGCUUAAACGUUUAAUCCUUUCGAUGCUUUGAGCGCUUAAGGACUUGAUCGAAGCAAUUUUCGAUCGCCGAUCGACCCGUAUUAGGCGCGAUUCAAUACGUACACGUACGAACGUGGAUUACACGAGCGGGAUUGUCCGUUAAACGCUCAAAUCCCUAUAUAGCAUCGAAAGGGUUAAGUGUCAUGCAUUCCACGGAUGACAGGCAUAUUGACGCUUGAUUUGGAAAUUGUCUAACAGAAAUAGACAGGAGGGCAAUGCACCUGGUAGAGGUAGCUUUACGACCGCAAUGACCAAAGUUCGCAAAUGGUAUGUUGAAACGACGCCAGUGACAAAUAAUUGGAAUGUCAUUUACAGUGAAGAUAACGAUCCAACGGUCUAAUUGUUCCAAUUGUAACAAUGGUUGGAUCAAACUCGAUUGGCUGCUGAAGGUUGCUUCACCCAUUCUAGCGCCACAAGGGCUUUUAUACUCUGAUAAGAUAGAAAAAAUUCCUUUAAUGGGUGAGACUAUUAUAUUGAUGGCACCUACGUUUAGGGAACGCCGUGUGUUCCGUCAACGGUUUCGCUUGACUUUAAAAUUCUUGUAAUGAUUAUUUUAAACAAACUGCCAAAUUUGCUAAUGGAUCUGUUCUAAUUUGUUCGAACGGUAUUUUCGCGUCAACAGAAUGUGUGACGAUGAUAGCUAGAACAGAAAGUAGGGGUAACUUUCAUCAGAGGCCUUGAGCGACCAAUUGACUUACUUCCAACUUGACGAUACUUCGAGCACUACGCGCGCGAGUGAUUAGAAGGAAGUGCAAUUAAGGACUCAGGUAAUAUCAGCCUAGGUCAAGAGCUUCGUCCCCUUAACGUUACAUGUAAUUGUACUUUCCAAUUAAACGAUUCCGUCUUGUAAAACUACAGUUUAAGAUUUUGAUGACUCUUCCAAGAUUGUGCAAUGCAAUCUGCUUUCAGAGACAUUGGAGUAUCUCAUGUAACUUUGUACUUGGUCAUUGCUGCAGCCUGCGAAGGCGAAUCUCGUAGUGCACUUAAAUAUCUCUAGGCACAUAGAUUAUAAAUUAUAACAAAUGACAGGGUCGGUUACAGUAUACACAGUUCCGUUGUAAAUGUUUACUGUCUUGCCGUUCAAAUAAUUAAUCGACGAUUAAUUGUCCAAUUACUUAGUGUUACGGACCUCAAUGGACGAAAUACGAUAAAUCAUUUUGUUCUUACUAUCGCAAAGUUUUAUAAUUGCGGACUUUUUCGUUCGCAAGAUAAUAACAAAGUAAUUAUGUUUCUUUUACAACGGCGUCAUAUCAGCCGACCCUGAAAUUAAUCAUUACACUUUGGCACAUUAAUCGAUGCGUACUCAAAUCGGCUAACUCGCAAAAUGCUUCACGAUAACUGCCAUAAUACAUAUAUAUAUAUAUUUAUUUACAUACAUAUAAAUAUAUAUAUAUCUAUGUUUUGUACUUUUAUAAUAAAUACGUAGGUUAAGGGAUUUACAAAGGACGUUAUCGUCGAAAUUACAUUACGCGAUGUGUUUGUUGGGUUCACAGAAAUGCAAGGGCACAGGAAUGUGCAAAGGAAUACCAAAGCAAAGAAAUAUGCGACGAGUAAUGUCGGCACGUUGAGGCUAUUGUCGUUCGAGGAUUUUUUUGUUAGACUUUUUCCUAUUCUGUUCAAUUGACCAUCGUAUCGUAGGAUUCUUAUUUCGUACAUCAUUGUUCGACGCGUAAUACGUAAUCCAUUCUGUGUUGUGGUUUCGUUCGUAUUAUCGCGCAGAGACUGUAUUUAUUUUGUAAAUGGUGAACACUUAUAAACCGCGAUGCAACGAGACGUGUUUAGUGCAUUACGCGUAGAAUCAUUUUUUGCUACGCGAACGAAACAAUUCCGCCAUAUUAUACUACUGUAAACGCGUUACUUGGUAAGUCUGUCUAUUAUAGUCCGAUUAAGUUAUUUGUACCUGCUUGCUUUCACGCAGAGUAUUCAAUACGUUUUCAUCCUUCUUUCUUUGUUCGUGAAACGAAUCUUUUCAUUUGGAAAUGAGUUUUCAUCUGAAGUAUUAAUUAGAUUGCCGUCGUGUGAUGUUAUUACUAGAUGAACCACAAGUCUCGAAGAGAAACUGAUUUGUUCUUAGAAUUUUAUUACACCCGGAAACUGUGUUGAGAGGUAAAUUAAUCUAUGAAAAUUUACUAAGUUGAUUGUGAACACUUCGCCGCACGAUGGCCAUUUGCAAUGUAUUUUUUUCCUCGAUUUGUGAUAUAAUCAUAUUAUAUGUAUUAUUUUCAAUUCUUGCUUCACGUUAGCAAUCAAAAGAUGCUUUCGUAAAAUCUAGGUCGUAAUCAUUUCAUAUAUUCCACGUAAUGCGUACGGCUAAUAACGUUAGGUUUACGUAAGUACGAUGCAAUUGUGUUAAUUGUUAUAUUUUGUUGAACAAUAAAAUAUUUAAUUACGGAUUCGCUCGUGUCUACGACAAUGGAAAUUCGAAGACGAAGCCGUUCGAACGAGUCGAUUCAAUAAGUAACAAAUAUAUUUUUAUUUAUUCUUAUGGUGGAUAUGUUAUUACAAACAGUAACUUAAAUUUGGUAAACAUCACUAUUGUCAUGAUUAUCAGUCUGACAAGUAAAAUUUAUAAUUAUACAAAUUAUGUAAGAGGAAAUUAUAGCGCUUUCUAAACUUUGGAUAA